Messenger RNA from Xyrauchen texanus (razorback sucker), 1385 nucleotides. RefSeq names its product dihydropteridine reductase-like. The transcript is spliced from 7 exons. Bases 72 to 785 code for a protein of 237 amino acids. Gene Ontology annotation, biological process: L-phenylalanine catabolic process; tetrahydrobiopterin biosynthetic process. Gene Ontology annotation, cellular component: cytoplasm. NCBI's taxonomy places the organism in Eukaryota, Metazoa, Chordata, Actinopteri, Cypriniformes, Catostomidae. Gene Ontology annotation, molecular function: NADPH binding; 6,7-dihydropteridine reductase activity; NADH binding. The record is from RefSeq and is a predicted model, not a curated record.
CUCUCUCUCUCUCUCUCUUCUGAGAGGAUACUCAUUAUCUUCCCUCAAGCGUUUCACAACGGAGAAAAGCCAUGGCAGCUGCGAACCGUGUCCUUGUUUACGGAGGAAAGGGGGCUCUCGGGUCGGCCUGUGUGCAUUAUUUUAGGUCGAAAGGCUGGUGGGUUACUAGUAUUGACAUUGCAGCGAACGAAGAAGCGAACUCAAACAUCCUGGUGAAGCUCUGCGAGUCAUUCACCGAUCAAGCCGCACAGGUGACGUCGGAUGUAGCCACAUUACUGGGGGAACACAAGGUAGAUGCUGUCAUUUGUGUGGCUGGAGGAUGGGCCGGAGGAAACUGCAGCUCUAAAGACUUGUAUAAGAAUUCUGAUAUGAUGUGGAAACAGAGUGUCUGGACCUCCACAAUUUCCUGUCAUCUCGCAUCUCAGCAUCUGAAAACAGGAGGUUUGCUGACCCUCUCUGGAGCACAGGCCUCACUGGGCGGCACUCCAGGUAUGGUUGGGUACGGCAUGGCUAAAGCUGCAGUCCAUCAGUUGUGCAAGAGUCUGGCUGGUGAGGACAGUGGUCUUCCGUCUGGAGCUGUUGCUGUGGCCAUCCUUCCGGUUACCUUGGAUACACCAAUGAACAGGAAAUUCAUGCCUGAUGCAGAUUUUGGGAGCUGGACACCGCUGGAAUAUAUCGCAGAAACCUUCUACAGCUGGGCCACUGGGUCAGAGCGGCCAGCCUCAGGCAGCCUCAUACAACUGGUGACGACUGGGGGGAAAACAGAGGCUUCGCUGGCCCAAUAAAGGCUGAACAGAGGAAAUCAAUUACAGAGAAAAAUAGCGAAGGAGAGCAUUGUUUACCAAUAUACUGUGCAGCAGAGGAAAGAGUUAAAAAAAGGACAGAAAAUGAGAGAUGUGGCACUUUCAUUAAUACAGCCUUAUUGUGAAAACACAGCACAGUGGCCAAAGUAUUAACCUACAUAUUUUAUAUUGAUUCAGUCUCAUGUGCUUUACAUUACUCAAGCAGAAUAUAUUUGAUAAGUGUAAUUUCCCUGCUGAAACAACAACAACAAAAAACAGCUUAAAACAGCCAAAGUUGUUUUGCUGGUCUUCAGUUUGUCUCGUUUUGGCACAUUUUAGCUGGUCAGGCUGUGAGACCAGCUAAAGACCAACUUAGCUAGGCUAGGAGACCAGCAGCUUAAACCAGCUAAGACCAGCAAACCAGCAGGGGUGUCUUAAUAAAAGGUGUGCCGCUGUCGUUUUUAAAACGUUAAGUCCAACUUUUCAGAAGUGGCCUCAGCUUGUGUUUGUGUGAGUGUGUAUGUUUACUGGUUGAAAUGAGGUCAUGAUGCUGCUUAUUGUGUGUAGACCAUACUUGCACAAUAAAGACUAUUAAAAAUAUGA